UUCAUUUUAAUUCAAUUGAAGCAAAAGUGACAGUCAAAGAGGAAGCAAACUAUUCCUUUACUAAAAAAAAAAAGAAAAAAAAAGAAGUAAAUUGUUCUUCCAAUAUAUUCGCCGGAGAAAUUUAACUCAACUGAGGAUUUUUUUCUUCGACGGUGGUGUAGAUUUUGUAAAAAUGAGUAGCUUGGUGGAGCGGCUUCGUGUAAGAUCGGAGCGCAGACCUGUGUAUAGCCUCGAUCUGUCUGAUGAUGAAGCUGACCUUGGACGUGGAAAAUCAGGAGACCCUUCAGAGAAGCCUGAGAGGAUAGUUAGAGAAGAUACAAAAGAAGAUUCAUGUCAAUCAUGCGGAGAAAGCGGAGCUUUGAUUGAUUGUGAAACCUGUACUUAUGCUUAUCACCCAAAGUGCUUAGUUUCACCGCUGAAAGCACCCUUCCCUGCUAGUUGGAAGUGUCCUGAAUGUGUUAGUCCUCUUAUUGACAUUGAGAAAAUAUUGGACCAUGAAGUGUGCCCUACUGCAGUUGAGGAUGGUGACUCCUCUACACCGGGUUCGAAUCAAAUAUUUGUCAAGCAAUACCUUGUAAAGUGGAGGGGAUACUCCUACUUGCAUUGCUCAUGGGUGCCUGAGAAAGAGUUUAUAAAAGCCUUUAAAACUCUUCCACGUCUCAGGACCAAAGUGAAUAACUUCCAUAGACAAAUGUCAUCAUCUAACAAUUCAGAAGAUGACUAUGCUGCUAUUCGAUCCGAAUGGACUACUGUUGAUCGGAUCCUCGCCUGCAGAGGAGAUGCUGAUGAAAAGGAGUAUUUUGUGAAGUGGAAAGAACUGCAGUAUGAUGAGUGUUCAUGGGAAUCCGAGUCAGAUAUAUCAGCUUUUCAGCCUGAAAUUGAAAGGUUUCAGAACAUACAGUCCAGGCGCCGUAGACAUUCUAAUAAGCUGAAAUGUAAUUUUGAUUCAACAGAAUCCCAUAAGAAACAGAAAGAAUUUCAACAGUAUGAACAGAGUCCUGAAUUUCUUUCUGGAGGCUCUUUGCAUCCUUAUCAACUCGAAGGGCUGAACUUUUUACGUUUCUCAUGGUCCAAACAGACGCAUGUGAUACUUGCUGAUGAAAUGGGUCUUGGCAAAACUAUUCAGAGUAUUGCUUUCUUGGCAUCGCUGUUUGAAGAAGGAGUUUAUCCCCAUUUAGUGGUGGCGCCAUUGUCAACGCUGCGUAAUUGGGAACGUGAAUUUGCACUUUGGGCACCUCACCUGAAUGUUAUUAUGUAUGUUGGUUCUGCACAAGCUCGUGGUGUUAUACGUGAAUAUGAAUUUUAUUAUCCUAAAAAGUCUCUCUCUAAAAAGCUUAAAAAAAAGAAAUCUGGUCAGCUUUCUAGUGGAAGCAAACAAGAUAGGAUAAAAUUUGAUGUCCUCCUCACCUCAUAUGAAAUGAUUAACCUAGAUUCUGCAUCUCUGAAGCCAAUUACAUGGGAAUCUAUGAUUGUGGAUGAGGGCCACCGUCUCAAAAACAAGGAUUCAAAAUUAUUUCUUCAGUUAAAGCAGUAUCAUAGUAAACACCGUGUGCUUCUAACCGGAACUCCUCUUCAGAACAACCUUGAUGAGCUAUUCAUGUUGAUGCACUUUCUUGAUGCUGGAAAGUUUGGAAGUUUAGACGAGUUUCAGGAAGAGUUUAAAGAUAUUAACCAAGAGGAACAAAUUUCACGGCUUCACAAGAUGCUAGCGCCUCAUCUUCUUAGAAGGGUGAAGAAAGAUGUUUUGAAGGAGAUGCCACCUAAGAAAGAACUCAUCUUACGUGUUGAACUUAGUAGUAAGCAAAAGGAAUAUUAUAAGGCAAUUUUGACCCGUAACUAUGAGCUUCUGACUCGUAAGGGAGGUGGGCAGAUUUCUCUUAUCAAUGUGGUUAUGGAGUUGCGGAAGUUAUGUUGUCAUCCAUACAUGUUGGAGGGUGUUGAGCCAGUCAUACCAGAUUCAAAUGAGUCUUUCAAGCAGCUGCUUGAAUCUUCUGGAAAACUGCAGUUGUUGGACAAAAUGAUAGUGAAACUCAAGGACCAAGGACACAGAGUUCUCAUAUAUUCCCAAUUUCAGAACAUGCUGGACAUACUUGAAGAUUAUUUGCUGUACAAGAAAUGGCAAUAUGAACGCAUAGAUGGCAAGGUCAGCGGAUCUGAGAGACAAAUUCGCAUAGACAGAUUCAAUGCCAAGAACUCAAACAGAUUUUGCUUUUUGCUGUCUACAAGAGCAGGAGGUUUAGGGAUAAACCUUGCAACGGCUGACACUGUUAUAAUCUAUGAUAGCGAUUGGAAUCCACAUGCUGAUUUGCAGGCAAUGGCCAGAGCUCACCGGCUGGGGCAAACUAAUAAGGUCAUGAUUUAUAGACUCAUAACUAGAGGAUCGAUUGAAGAAAGAAUGAUGCAAAUGACUAAAAAGAAGAUGGUGUUGGAGCAUUUAGUUGUGGGGAAGUUGAAGACUCAAAACAUCAAUCAGGAAGAGUUAGAUGACAUCAUUAGAUAUGGCUCAAAAGAGCUUUUUGUUGAUGAAACUGAGGAGGCAAAGGCCCGUCAGAUUCAUUAUGAUGAUGCUGCCAUAGAUAGAUUACUUGACCGGGAGCGUGCUGGAGAUGAAGAAACUACCCUGGAUGAGGUUGAUGACAAUGAGUUCCUUAAAGCAUUUAAGGUGGCAAAUUUUAAGUAUAUUGAUGAAGCUGAAGCUGCUGCAAAGGAAGAGGCACAGAAGGCUGCUGAGUCUAAAAGUGCUAUGAAUAGUUCUGACAGAACCACUUACUGGGAGGAUUUAUUAAAAGAUAGAUAUGAGGUGAACAAAGUUGAGGAGUUCAAUUCUUUGGGAAAAGGAAAGAGAAGCCGCAAGCAGAUGGUUUCUGUUGAAGAUGAUGACUUGGCUGGUUUACAAGACGUUAGUUCUGAUGGUGAAGAUGACAACUAUGAGGCUGAGUUGACUGAUGGUGAGACAACUUUAUCCGGAGCACCUUCUGGCAAAAGGCCGUACAGAAAGAGAGCUCGAGUUGAUGGUAUGGUAGCUUUUCCACUGAUGGAAGGUGAAGGCAAGUCAUUCAGAGUGCUGGGUUUUAAUCAGAGCCAGAGAGCUCUAUUUGUGCAAGUUCUGAUGAGAUUUGGGGUUGGUGAGUUCGACUGGUCAGAGUUUGUGCCGCGGUUGAAGCAGAAGACUUACGAGGAGAUAAAAGAAUAUGGACUUCUAUUUUUGUCUCAUCUCGCAGAGGAAAUUAGUGAUUCACCAAACUUUUCUGAUGGUGUUCCAAAGGACGGACUUCGAGUUCAAGAUGUUCUUGUGAGAAUUGCAGUUUUGCUCUUGAUUCGUGAGAAGGUGAAAUCUGCAACAGAAAGGUCAGAUGAAUCCUUGUUUGAAGAUGAUGUACUUUUGCGUUAUCCAACACUGAGAGGCGGAAGGGUCUGGAAGAGAGAGCACGACCUGAUAUUACUACGAGCAGUGUUGAAGCAUGGGUAUGGAAGAUGGCAAGCUAUUCUUGAUGACAAGGAGUUGCAGAUUCAGGAUAUCAUCUGUCAGGAAUUGAAUCUUCAAGUGAUAAGUCUUGCAAAUCUUCCAAUUGGGAGUAAUCAGGCUCAAAAUGGAUCACAAGUGGUUAAUGAACCUUCUGGUGACUUGACAAAGGGUACUGUAAGUCAAAAUGGUUCAGCUCCUGAGCCAGCAUCAGGGGGUACAGAUGCCUUUGCUUUAUUAUAUCAGUUCAGGGAAAUGCAGAGAAGACAAGUCGAGUUCAUUAAAAAAAGGGUGCUGCUUUUAGAGAAGGGCUUAAAUUCUGAAUUCCAAAACGAGUACUUAGGUGAUGAGAAAUCUCAUGGUGCUGGUGAUGAAGGUCCUGAAAAUGCCAACAAAGCAGCAGGCAUGACUACCAAUGCUGACCUUGUUGCUAAACUUGUGAACAAGCCUCUGCAUGUAGAAGUGCUUGCUACAGAAGAAAUAACUUCUGCUACUUGUGGUACUGAUCCUAGACGCCAGCGACUGGCUGAGCAUUAUAAUCAGACACAUUACCAGCUAGAAGAGAAUCAUGGAAAGGUCAAUCAAAUAUUUACCGAACCUCAGAAUCAUCCGACUCAUCAUGGACCUGAAUCGAAGGAUCGGCAGCAGUACGAUGAAGCUCUGAGAUCUAAUUCUUUUACUCAUUCUAGGGCAGAGAACAUGGAGGUUCAAGCGCAGCAAGCUAGUGUCCAAGAUGUUAAAAUGGCUGAUGCAGUGGAUGCAAACUCAGGCCAAAGAUAUCCGUCGACUCAUUGAUCCACCCAGAAAGGAGAAGGAAAACCGAGUGAAGUUAGACGACUCGUUUGUGUAUCCCAUUUCCUUCUCAAUGCAGUUUAUCGACUGAUCUACAGCAGCUAGCCUGCUGUACCAUCAAUAUUGUAAAAUGCAGGAUCGUUCUAACUUGAAUGGUGGAUGUAAAUGUAGUUAUGUUUGAUUAAGUUGAUCAAUUCAAUCUAAACGCAGUAGGAUGGGUCUAGGUCUGUCAAUUUUGUUGGUCAGAUUUGACCCAUCAUAAAUUUACUAAUUAUUUAUUCUUAACAAUAUAAAAUAGCUAAAAAAAUAACAAUGCAAUUUUUGUAUUAGUAGUUCUAUGUUGAAUAUGGCGACAUUAUUAGUGGUUCUAUGUGAAUAUGGGUGAUCAUUUAUCACAUAAAAUUGAUAAAUUCAUGAGACAGGAUUCUACUCGAGUUGGUUUUAAUUACCUUGAGUUCGAAAAAAUUGCUCAUAAUAAUUCAAUUUAUUUUAAAUGAUACAAGUCUUGAAUAAGAAUCUACAACGCACUAGAACGCCCUUGUUGACGAUCCUUUACUCCGACAGCAUCUAGGGUUCCUCGAACAAUGUGAUAUCUCACACCGGGUAAAUCUUUAACCCUUCCCCCUCUUACUAAGACUACAGAAUGUUCUUGUAAAUUAUGGCUAAUACCAGGUAUAU
Messenger RNA from Amaranthus tricolor (Joseph's coat), 4933 nucleotides. RefSeq names its product CHD3-type chromatin-remodeling factor PICKLE-like. The record is from RefSeq and is a predicted model, not a curated record. Gene Ontology annotation, molecular function: histone binding; ATP hydrolysis activity; ATP binding. Bases 173 to 4258 code for a protein of 1361 amino acids. The transcript has 31 exons. NCBI's taxonomy places the organism in Eukaryota, Viridiplantae, Streptophyta, Magnoliopsida, Caryophyllales, Amaranthaceae. Gene Ontology annotation, cellular component: chromatin; nucleus. Gene Ontology annotation, biological process: negative regulation of transcription by RNA polymerase II; chromatin remodeling.